Molecule: messenger RNA, 4730 nt
Organism: Oncorhynchus mykiss (rainbow trout)
Lineage: Eukaryota; Metazoa; Chordata; Actinopteri; Salmoniformes; Salmonidae
Product: serum response factor
Biological process (GO): positive regulation of transcription by RNA polymerase II
Molecular function (GO): DNA-binding transcription factor activity, RNA polymerase II-specific; cis-regulatory region sequence-specific DNA binding; protein dimerization activity
Source: RefSeq, a predicted model, not a curated record
AUUGUAUCUCUUUAUAAGGAGGAAAGUAGAUCUUGAGUUGUAGUCCGCUCUCGAAUACAUUAUUUAAAAAAUACAUCAGUUUUGUGUGAAAAUGCACGACUGCAAGACUGAUAUUGCGUGAUAUUCGAUGAAAUAUCUGCAGCCUUUGUGAAUUGAAGGCGGAUACCGACGACAUUUUACGCGAUUAUGGUGUGAACUACAUGACAUGGCGGAGUAAUAACGAAUGCUCUCUUCGAUUUUCCCUCUUUUUUGAGAAAGUGCUCUGAGUUUUGGAAAUAUAGGAGGUUGAGCUAAACUGAACCUGGCUGAAAGGUCUCAGGGGCAGCGUCACGUUUGAAAGUUUGCUUUAGUGGUUUCAAACAGAUGACAAUUUUGCAAUGUCCGCAAUUUCGUUGUUUGUUUACCUUUUUGGUGGUUGGGUUUUAUGAACCGUGCUGUAAUUUUUACUGACCCGCGCUCCAGCAGUCGGCUGACGAUUUCAGGGACCGGGUCCUCUAACUAGAAUGCUACCAAGCCAGGCUGGAUCAGCACAAUCUGGAAACGGGUCAGCGUCUUUCAGGGAAAACACAGGUCACGGUUCUGGGGUGAUUGGGAUUCGCCCUGUGUUGGUCAGAGCAAGGCAAUCGAAAACUCGGGUCAGCGACAGCAUCAGUGCGGUGGGGAUGUUGGGAGGCAACGGUCCAGGAGUGGGUGCAAGAGGUGGGGCGAGACCAGGGAACGGGACGGGACCGACGAUUCCACAGACCGCUGCUCAGGGAGGCAUCGGUCUGAACAUGGGAAUUGGGGUUCGCGGAGGCAGCCGCUACGACCCGGACAAAGAGUGUGCGCCAAUGGGUUGCAGUGGGUCGGACGCUGAUUCAGACUCGGGGGAUGAAGACGAUCCGAUGGGUUCAAUCGGGGACAACAGAAGAAGUGUGAAGCGGGAGAGACUGGAGAUGGAGGCUGCGGUGACAGGGCAGGAGGCCGGGAUACCACCGGGGGGUUAUGGUGUGGUCCCCCAAGGUGUCGCUGGCGCAAAGCCAGGGAAGAAGACACGUGGGCGCGUGAAGAUAAAAAUGGAAUUCAUCGACAACAAGUUGAGGCGAUACACAACUUUUAGCAAGAGGAAGACUGGUAUAAUGAAGAAGGCCUAUGAGCUUUCCACGUUGACAGGAACCCAGGUCCUGCUACUGGUGGCCAGCGAGACGGGCCAUGUCUACACGUUUGCCACGCGGAAGCUCCAGCCCAUGAUCACCAGCGAGACGGGCAAGGCCCUCAUCCAGACGUGCCUCAAUUCUCCAGACUCACCUCCCCGCAAUGACCCCUCCACUGACCAGCGUAUGAGCGCCACAGGCUUCGAGGAGACGGACCUUACCUAUCAGGUGUCUGAGUCAGAGAGCCUUGGAGAGACCAAGGACCAGCUAAAGCCUGCGUUUACAGUGGCCAGCCUCCCGGGCACCACCAGUACCCACACACCUACGGCACCCACCACAUCCACCACCAUGCAGGUUAGCAGCGGGCCCUCCUUCCCCAUCACCAACUACCUGGCUCCCAUCUCCGCUAGCAGCAACGUCAACGGCACAGUCCUCAAGACCACCGGUGCCUCCGGAGGGCAGGUCAUGCAGCUGCCCAGCGGCUUUACCUUCAUGUCAGCAGGCACUUCUCUCCCUCCCGGCACCCCCACCAUUCCGCUCAGCCAGCUGCACCAGCACACCCUGGCCAUCCCGGGACAGCGGGGCCAGAAGCUCACUGCAUCACAACUGACACAGCAGGGCCAGCAGGCCGUCUUCCGAUUCCCCGCUGCAGUCUCCCUAGGGGGAGGGAUGACCCAGCAGCUGCAGGCCAUCCAGGUGCACCCCACCACACACACCAACAGCAGCAGCUCGGAGAUCUCCCAGACCUCGACUGUCUCCACUGCGACCAUUGUCACAUCGUCUGUGCCCACGUCCAUGGCGGGGCACAUGAUGUACACCAGCCCCCACACAGUGAUGUACGCGUCCAGCCCCUCGGCCAUGCAGGUGUCCCACGGACAGGGCCAGGACACAGGUGAGACCACGCUUGACUACAGUAGGCUACGCUGGGACACAGGUGCUGUCCCUCAGGUAUUCCUUACGGCACCCUCGGGCACCAUGCAGAUCCCUGUUUCUGCAGUGCAGCUACACCCAGUACGGCAAGACCUACAUUUUACAAAUGGUGAUUGGUCAGCAGUUGAGCAGCAGCAGCAGUAACCUGACAGAGCUGCAGGUGGUCAGCCUGGACACCACCCAGAACACUAAGAACGACUGACAGACACACUGAGGCCCAGACAUCUCUAUUUAUUGAUGCCUUCCAUCAGCAUUUCAUUUUACAGCUCUGUGGGUUGCAUUUACAUUACAAUUAUGUAUGUAUGCACACGCAUGGAAGGGUAUGUGUGUCGCUAAGCUUUGUAUGUGAGUAGAUGUUUGAAAAUACGUAUGUAUUCAUUCACUAAAGCAUAGAAAGGAAUUGAGAUAUUCACUAAAUCCUCCUUUUGGAAUACCUUGUCUAUAGUAUUAUUUUUUUGGGGGGGGGGUGGGGGUCUGUAAUUAUUUGUCAAGUGCACAUGAUGCAGGUGCUGCAGCUCCACACGUCAGCCAAAGAGACAUUUUUGUGUGUGUGUGUGUGUGUGUGUGUGUGUGUGUGCGCGUAAACGUGGGAUUUAUAAAUGGGAAGGGUAUGGUGGCUUUGGGGUUAAAGACAUUUGUAAAUGUACAUAAUUAUUUUUUAAUUGAAUCAAAUUGUAUUUUUUGCCUGUUUGUGCGAUGGCAUAUAGUUGUUUUGUAUAUGCAAGUAAUUUGCAUAUAGAAUAAAUUAAUUAUUUAUACACUAUGUACACCUGCUCUUUCAUGACAUACACUGACCAGGUGAAAGCUAUGAUCCCUUAUUGAUGUCACUUGUUAAAUCCACUCCAAUCAGUGUAGAUGAAGGUGAGGAGACAUGUUAAAGAAGGAUUUUAAGCCUUGAGACAAUUGAGACAUGGAUUGUGUAUGUGUGCCAUUGAGGGUGAAUGGGCAAGACUAAAGAUUUAAGUGCCUUUGAACGGGCUAUGGUAGUAGGUGGCAGGCGCACCAGUUUGUGUUAAGAACUGCUGGGUUUUUCACGCGCAACAGUUUUGCGUGUGUUUCAAUAAUAGUCCACCACCCAAAGGACAUCCAGCCAACUUGACCCAACUGUGGGAAGCAUUGGAGUCAACAAGGGCCAACUUCCCUGUGGAACGCUUCCAUGUAGAGUCCAUGACCUGAAAAAUUGAGGCUGUUCUGAGGGCUAUUUCUUAUAGUUGGCGAACUAGAUAAUGUAUUCUGAAGCGUAAAAUAUAUUCUGGUAAAAAUGUAUAAUUGAAUUAUUUAAAUUGAGUUAGCUGGAUAAGCGGAUCCUGCGUUGUGAAAUAUAAGCCAGCUUGUGCCAAACUGACUGACAAGGGUGACAUCUUUCUAGAAUGAAUCACAAUGACCUCUUCACACCUUGCCAGUCACAGUGCUGAAGGACUGCGUCUACUGGUGCCUGUAUGGCCAUGUAGGUUACUGAAAGUUAUUUUCGCUAGUCUGGGCAGUUGGUAGCAGGGCACUAGCAAGCUGUGUCGGUUAAGAAUAAUGCCAGGGUAAAACACUGAACUUAAUGGUUUUCUGCUAUUCUCAUUUAGCUGAAAUAAAAAGGGUAUUUUCUCUAGGUGUCAGUACUGUAUGAAGGGUUUGUUAGUCUCCUUAUAACCAUACCUGGAUUCAUGUAUUAUAUAUGCUUAAUUAUGCUAGGUGGGUGGGGUUUGCACUUUUGAGACUUUUAUAUUGGUUCCAUCACAACAGGCAGGCUCAAUCAAGCACAACUUAUGUAUAUGAACCCAGGUCUGCUUAUAACAUGGUUGAGCAAUCAACCAAAAAAUCUAUACAAUGUCAUAUUGCCUCUGAACCAUUUAAACAUGCUAUGUUUUCUUAGGAAUUUACAUGUAACUGUGUUCAUGAAGAAUAGUGAGGUUUUAAAGGGUACUUCAAAAAGUUAGUUAACCCAGUUAAUCCACUACAAGUUUUAAAGGAAGCCUUAUAUAACUUCAUAGUAUUUAUUUGGAGAAAUAAUGGUAUUUUACCCAGUUAGGACCCACUUUACCAAGGUGGAUUGGGGAUAGUGAGAGCACCAUUUUCUCUCUACCAACAGGGCCUCUUUUUCAUAGUUGUGGGUUUACGUUCUCAUGAAGGGAAUUGAAAUGCCUGUUUAUUCUGCAAACCAUCACGCAAGAGCCUUGGACCUUAGCUUUUACUGUACAUUAAACUCAUGUAUUUCUCCCAUCCCAGGAAAUUGUUUCUCCAGUCAGUGGAAUAUUUUUGUGUAUAUAUGGACAGAGCUGACAAUGUAUUGAGCAAGUUCAUGCAAUGCUUUUUUUUCCUUUGAAUUUGCAAUCAAAGGCCAAGAUUCAAGCCGAUCAUGUUUGUAGACAUUGCGUCUUUUAAAGGCAAUGUUGCGGAGAUCACGUUCAGAUUUCGACCGCUCAAUUGGAAAUUCUUUAAUGUCAAGGUUUUGGAUGGAAUCCCAGCCAAAGUCUUGUGGGUUAGAAGCUGACACUUGUUAUCUCAGAUUCUUCUAAUGGAUCUCAAAAAAAAAAAACUUUUAAAAAAGGAGAUAAUGGAAGUGCAGUCAUGGUAAAAAUAUUAAAUGGUUAUUUUGUGCAGUUUUGUUUUCGUACUUUUGAAUCUAAACGUCACCAUAUGUACAAAACUUUUGUAAUAAAAACUAAUUAAACCUUC